CACCUGCCAGUGUUCGUUUCGUCCACAACGAUGUCGUGGUGCCUGACUUCUCUGCCUACCGUCGGCAGGAUGUGCUGGAUGCCACCGCAUCGUCCCAGAGCAGCAGUGAAGACAGGAAAGGGUUCUCCUACCUGCUGACUGCAACGGCCUGUGUGGCAACUGCAUACACUGCUAAGAAUGUUGUCACGCAGUUUAUCUCCAGCCUGAGUGCCUCUGCUGAUGUGCUAGCCUUGUCAAAGAUUGAGAUCAAGUUAUCUGACAUUCCAGAAGGCAAGAACAUGGCUUUCAAGUGGAGAGGGAAGCCCCUUUUUGUGCGCCACAGAACCCAGGCCGAGAUUAAUCAGGAAGCUGAAGUGGAUGUGUCUAAACUGAGGGAUCCACAGCAUGACUUAGACAGAGUAAAGAAACCAGAAUGGGUCAUAUUAAUAGGUGUCUGCACUCAUCUGGGCUGCGUACCCAUUGCUAACUCUGGAGAUUUUGGCGGGUAUUACUGCCCUUGCCAUGGGUCCCAUUACGAUGCCUCUGGCAGAAUCAGGAAGGGUCCUGCUCCCUAUAACCUUGAGGUUCCAUUUUACCAGUUUGUUGGUGAGGAUUUAGUGAUUGUUGGCUGAAUAACAAGAUGCUUGCUCACUCUCAUGUUCCUGUGAAUGUACACCCAAAAAAUGAGUAACUGAGAUUCUGGAAUGUAAUCCUAAAAAUAUAUUAGCUGUCUAUAUUGUCAACCAGAAGUAUGUUUGAAUGCUUCUCUGUGUUGGAUUUUAAUAAAAACUUGGAGUGAGCACUUGU
Messenger RNA from Merops nubicus (carmine bee-eater), 786 nucleotides. Its product is annotated as cytochrome b-c1 complex subunit Rieske, mitochondrial. The record is from RefSeq and is a predicted model, not a curated record. Gene Ontology annotation, molecular function: 2 iron, 2 sulfur cluster binding; quinol-cytochrome-c reductase activity. Gene Ontology annotation, biological process: mitochondrial electron transport, ubiquinol to cytochrome c. Gene Ontology annotation, cellular component: membrane. Lineage: Eukaryota; Metazoa; Chordata; Aves; Coraciiformes; Meropidae. The annotation marks the transcript as partial. The transcript has a single exon.